UAGUUCGUUGACGGGUGUUCUCUUCUCUUCCAAAUCAAUGCCUCCAGCCAUUAUAACUGAACUUUUGCUUCUCACCAGUCCCCUUCCAUCUCUCUCUCUCUCUCUCUCUCUCUCUCUCUCUGUGUCUGUGAAUUAGCUGAAGCAUGGUACAAUCAAAGAAGUUCAGGGGUGUCAGGCAGCGUCACUGGGGAUCUUGGGUAUCUGAAAUUCGCCAUCCAUUACUAAAGAGAAGGAUAUGGCUAGGGACAUUCGACACCGCCGAAGAUGCAGCCAGAGCCUACGACCAAGCCGCCAUUUUGAUGAACGGCAGAAACGCCAAGACCAACUUCCCCGUAACCCACAAUUCGCAAGGAGAUCUAGAGACCGACAUCGAGAAGGCUUCCACGUCGUCGGCGGACUUAUCGGAAGCCCUGCGUGCGAAGCUUCGAAAAUGUGGCAAGGCUCCUUCGCCAUCUCUGAUGUGUCUGAGGCUCGACACCGAGAAUUCGCACAUCGGAGUCUGGCAGAAACGGGCCGGGGCGUGCUCGCAUUCGAGUUGGGUUAUGACGGUCGAGCUGGAGAAGAAGAUUCAUGCUCGAACCGAAGAGGUGAUGGACCGGCAAUCGUCGGAGUCGCCGGCAGAGGCAUUAACGGGGCCUAAUUUGAGGGCGGAUAUGGAUGAAGAGGAGAGAGUUGCGCUCCAAAUGAUAGAAGAGCUCCUGCAAAAUCCUAACAAGGCCGGUGAUGUAUCAAUAUAGUAGAUGAUGAUUAUGAUGGUGGUGAUGUAUAUAUAUAUAUAUAUACAUACAGACUUCUACCAAUCAUGAUUAUAUUAAUAUUCGGGUUAAUUUGUGUUCUUGUUCCAUAUGAUCUCCCACAGAGAGUUGGGAAAUUUAGUUGAAUCCAGUAAGUAUGUGUAAUUAAUAAGUGAUAAAGCGUUAUAUAUAUUGAUGUAAGAACACAUAUUACUGUAUGAAGUAAUUAUGGACUUCUAAUUAGGAAUUAAUUCGUAAGGUUGU
Molecule: messenger RNA, 998 nt
Organism: Diospyros lotus (date-plum)
Lineage: Eukaryota; Viridiplantae; Streptophyta; Magnoliopsida; Ericales; Ebenaceae
Product: ethylene-responsive transcription factor WIN1-like
Exons: 2
Coding region: 144-737 (197 amino acids)
Biological process (GO): regulation of DNA-templated transcription
Molecular function (GO): DNA-binding transcription factor activity; DNA binding
Source: RefSeq, a predicted model, not a curated record